AUGUCGGAAGGGGAGGAUGUGCGAUUGCGUGCUCGUGAGUCUGGUGCUCAUGCACCAGGAACACCUGUGCCGGCCGGCCGCGGUUUGACGGGGCUUGCUCCGUCGACCGCCCCGCCAUCAGCCGGCACGUCUACGAUGACCCGACCCGGCGCGAGGGGAAGUAUUAGUACCCUCGCGUCGGAGAUGAAUAUGGACCAUGAUAUGGAUUUUACUCCGGACCUACCUGAGGACGACGAACCUGCCGAGACUCCUACAGCCUCGAGAGAAGCGAAAAACCACCGACGAGGGGACCGUAGCCAUUCUACAGACGGCCGCGAAGACCACGGCAGCACAGCCGCAGCGGACUUCCAGAUUCCGCCACGGAAGAAGCAGGCGCGGCAUCAACAGCUCAUAGUGGCCAGAGAACUUGAUGUAACUAACCGGUAUGAGCCCCUAAGAGGGACGGGAGUGUCACUAGACGCCGCAAAUGAUGAUUUAGUGGAGAAACAGCGACAGAGAGAUGAACAACAGCGGCGGCAAAACACGCCUGCAGAUCCCGAAAAUGACCAUGACAUGGAAGCAGAUGCUCCACCAGUACCACCUGUAGGACCCAAGAGGAUUCCGCCGAUAACUCUGCGGUACAAGGAAUCUUACAAGAAGCUGCACACGUGGCUCAAGACGAACUGUAAGGCGACAUUUACAGUGCGACAGACGGGCGGAGAGACGUUGAAACUGCUAUUAAACACAACUGAAGACUAUGUUAACGUCGUGGGAAAACUUGGGGAAGAAGGGAUUCCCAUGUACACGACGCCAGCGGUCCGGCCACCAACGAUAAAGACGCUGAUAAAGGGAAUACCGAUGACUGUGACACACGCAGAACUUAAAGAAGAGUUAGAAGAGUUGGGAUAUGUUGCUACAGUGAUCGAGAAUCACAAGAUGCCGGGAACUAAUCAACUCACUGGGCACCGUGUUGUGAUACUACCGGAUACGACCGAACAUCGCGGCAUCUUUCAACUCACUCGUAUCUACGAUCUUUCAGUGAAAGUUGAACGACUGAGAAGACCACGCGGACAUAUACAAUGUUACAGAUGCCAAGGAUUCAAUCAUGUUGCCCGCUAUUGCACCAUGCCACCAGUGUGCGUAAAAUGCGGCGCGGGACAUGACAGCCGUGAAUGUACGCGGUCACGAGAAGAGGCGCCGACGUGUGGGCUCUGUGGCGGGGCUCAUCCCGCUAAUUAUCGAACGUGCCCCAAGCACAAGGAGGCAAGUCGACGAUUUAGAGGACUACCACCGCUGAAGCCAUCUACGCGCCGGCAGCGACCGCCGCCGCCACCGCCGACCGUGGACCAGAGCAGCUGGCCCACGCCGAUGCAGCACCGCGCCAACAGGCUGCGCACAGAGCUCACGGCAGCGGAAGUUCUAAAACAGGGCCUCCAGCCGCGCGCGUCAACUUCAAUCCCGGCGUCACAGCGCCAAACUGUGCCGCCAAGUUAUGGACCACAGCCGGCAAACGCACGCAGACAGCCGUCACCACCACCGAGGACGGAACAGCCUGAUCUGCAGGUACUACUUGCGCAAAUCGCAUCUACCCUUGCAGAGGUGAGUAGAGCGCUUGUGCAGCUGCCACAAACCAUCGCCGUCACCAUUGAGGCGACGCUCAGCAGAACGCAAAUAGUAACUAAAGACGUGACCAUGCAGCAUGCCUAG
Messenger RNA from Schistocerca americana (American grasshopper), 1686 nucleotides. RefSeq lists its product as uncharacterized. Bases 1 to 1686 code for a protein of 561 amino acids. The record is from RefSeq and is a predicted model, not a curated record. NCBI's taxonomy places the organism in Eukaryota, Metazoa, Arthropoda, Insecta, Orthoptera, Acrididae. The transcript has a single exon. Gene Ontology annotation, molecular function: nucleic acid binding; zinc ion binding.